Cryptococcus amylolentus CBS 6039 is the source of this 984-nucleotide messenger RNA. RefSeq lists its product as hypothetical. The record is from RefSeq and is a predicted model, not a curated record. Gene Ontology annotation, molecular function: protein heterodimerization activity. Lineage: Eukaryota; Fungi; Basidiomycota; Tremellomycetes; Tremellales; Cryptococcaceae. Gene Ontology annotation, cellular component: CHRAC; nucleus. The coding region runs from base 85 to 909 and encodes 274 amino acids. The transcript is spliced from 5 exons.
UCCCAAUCCUAUCCACAUCGUCUGUCUUCCCAUCCAAGGCCCUUCUCCCGGUGAGAGUGCUACGAACCCCCCCACCGCUCCGUCAUGCAAGUCGAGUACGAAUCAUCCCCCGCUGUCGGGGAGCACCAGGCCGAGGAGAGCUUCUCCUUUCGCCCAGGAAACGGCGCGCCGGAAUCAGAGGAGGAAGAAGCGGAAGAGCACGAGGCUGGUGGUGAAGGCUCCAAGAAGACCAAAACCAAGCGGAUCAUCAAGCAACGUCAGUCCCUCGCUGAAAAGCAGCCGGGUACAACAAUGUUUCCGAUCAGCAAGGUGAAGAAGAUUGUCAAAGCGGAUAGGGAUGUGGAUAUCAUGAGCAGUGAAGCUGUCUUCAUGUGUGCUAUUGCGGCUGAAUAUUUCAUCAAGCAUUUCAUGGAGGAGGGAUAUACAAAGGCGCGGUUGGAAAAAAGGAAGAUCAUCAACUACAAGGAUAUGGCCAACGUGGUUGCUCGUAGCGAAGAGUUUGAUUUCCUGAAAGACGUCAUUCCCAUUCCUAUACCGAUGUCUGAAGCUCUCGAACGACGCCGGCAGAAGCAGGUCGCCGAGGAUAAUCAAGAUGAAGGGAUCGUCGCCAGCUUCAAUGAUGAAGACCUGCCGCCCCUCGCGCCCUCCACCAACCCCCUCUUUCCCAAUGCUGUGGUGAAGAAGGCCACUGCGGCGCACCCCAAGGCUGCCACAUCCAGCGGCAAGAAGGAGUCGGGUGAUGGGCCGCAGGGUACGAGAAAGAGUGCAAGGAGGAGCACGGUGGGGCAGGCUGAUGAGAGCUUUGACCUGAACGAGUUCAGGGAGUCGCAAGAUAAUGAGCAAAGAGAACGAGGGCAUAGUGUGGCGGUGACGAGCGAGGGUGGGGACGAGAAGAUGGAUGAGGAAUGAUUGUGAUAACUUUACGCACAUUUUACAGUUGUAUAUUGACAUGACUUCUAAUUGCAUGUAUCUUAUAAAUGUGAA